AUGCCAGUUGAAAGGAAAGCUAGAAGUGAAGUUUCUCGCGGUCAACAAACUAAUUAUGUUAAGUCUCGUUCACGUUCGAGAUCUUCGAGCAAGACUAGAAAUUCGUUGACUAUUCAAGUUAGUUCUAAUAGAUCAGUGCGAGCUAUUAGUGUUGAUUCCGAUAAUGAAUCUGCUAUAGAUGAUGGAUCUGAGACUUCUAUGUCUCUUAAGAUGCAAGGUUUGAAUUUAGAUGAAAACCAAAAUGUGAAUAGUGAUGACGGUAAUGGAAAUGUUGGUGCUAGUGCUAGUGCUAAUGGUGGUGGUGAGUAUAUUGAAGUUCCCUUUGUUGAAGCUAUACUGGAUACCUCUCUACCUAGUGAUUAUUUGAAAGAUGAUAUUUUAAAUAUUGCUCAGAGUUUAAAGGUUCCAAAAUGGUAUGUUAAAGGAGCACAGGGUGUCUCACCAUUGAAAAGAGAGUUUCUUAAAAUGACACAAAUAACUGGUGCAAUGAGUAAUGUUAUUUAUAAAUUGGAAUACCCUCAUUUGCCUUCAUUGCUGUUGAGGGUUUACGGUCCUAAUAUUGAUUCUAUUAUUGAUAGAGAUUAUGAAUUACAGAUUUUAGCAAGAUUAUCAUUACAAAAUAUUGGGCCAUCUUUAUUCGGUUGUUUUACAAAUGGUAGAUUUGAACAAUUUUUAGAAAAUUCUCAAACUUUAACUAAGGAUGAUAUUAGAGAUUGGAAGACCUCUCAACGUAUCGCUCGUAGAAUGAAAGAACUUCAUAUUGGUGUACCUCUUUUACGUUCAGAAAGAGAAGGUGGGCCAGCAUGUAUAAAAUUAAUAAAUAAAUGGAUGACAAAUGUGGAAACAAUAGGUAAAGAAUGGAUUAGUGAUAACGAAAAUAUUAAUGACGUAUUAUUCGCAAGCGAUUGGUCAACCUUUAGAAAAGUUGUGGCCCGUUAUGUUCAAUGGUUAAAGGAUGAAGAGACUGGGAAAUACAAAGAAAAAUUGGUCUUUUGUCAUAACGAUACACAAUAUGGUAAUUUACUGUUAAGUGCUCCGGUCACUAGAACAGAACCAAAUACCCCUAGUGGCACUAGAUCAACUGCUUCUUUAUCAUCUUUAUUUCCAACUUCAUCAAAUAUUUCCUUGGAUGAUAUUAUUUUCCCUCCAAAGGAAGAAAAAGUUCAAGAUGAUAAAUUGAUAGUCAUAGAUUUUGAAUAUGCUGGGCCAAACCCUGCUGCAUUCGAUUUAGCAAACCACUUCAGUGAGUGGAUGCAUGAUUAUCACUCAUCGGAGCCUUACAAGUGCAAUUCGAAGGCUUUCCCAACAAAGGAACAGGAAUUAAACUUCUUGUAUUCAUACGUAUCGCAUUUGAGAGGUGGUGCAAAGAAUUCAAUCGAUGACGAAGUCAGAACAUACUAUAAUUCUAUCAUUAGAUGGAGAGCAAGUGUACAAUUAUUCUGGAGUUUAUGGGCAAUUAUUCAAAGUGGUAAAUUAGAAGAAAAAGAAUUAGAGCAUAUUGAAAUGACAAAAGAAGCUCAAGCACCAAGUGGUAACAAAUAUAUAAUUAAGACAGAACUAAUAGAUAGUAGCGAAGAUGGUAGCACUAGUCAGGAAACUACAGAAGAAUCAUCUCAAGAAGAAGCCAAUGGUGCAGAUAUUGGAAGUUUUGAUUAUAUGGGAUUCUGUAGAGAUAAAAUAUCAUUAUUCUGGGGUGACUUGUUUAAUUUAGGCAUUAUCGAAAGAGAUGAAUGUUCUGUUCCCCUUGAAAAAAAUUUUUUGGACGUAAAAUUCCUAUAA
Messenger RNA from Vanderwaltozyma polyspora DSM 70294, 1779 nucleotides. Its product is annotated as choline/ethanolamine kinase. The record is from RefSeq and is a predicted model, not a curated record. NCBI's taxonomy places the organism in Eukaryota, Fungi, Ascomycota, Saccharomycetes, Saccharomycetales, Saccharomycetaceae. Gene Ontology annotation, cellular component: cytoplasm. The coding region runs from base 1 to 1779 and encodes 592 amino acids. Gene Ontology annotation, biological process: phosphatidylethanolamine biosynthetic process; phosphatidylcholine biosynthetic process. Gene Ontology annotation, molecular function: choline kinase activity; ethanolamine kinase activity. The transcript has a single exon.